CAGCGUAUGUUGUCCUAUUGAUGACUAACUUUCCGCCUAUGUUGUAUGCUGCAGAAUUGGAAUCAGGGGUCACAUUUCACAGUCCCCUCGUACUUAAGCUACUACUUCUUCCAUCAUACACACAACCCUAAUUAAUUCAACUGACAACUUUUUUCUAAAAAAAAUUGAAAGAUUGAAAGGAAAAAUGAAGAAUAUUCCUCUGAUUCUAAUGGGUUGUGGAGGAGUUGGUCGUCAACUUCUCCAACACAUUGUCUCGUGCCGUUCUCUUCACUCCACACAGGGACUGUGCUUGAGAGUUGUAGGAGUUGGUGAUAGUACAUCUUUGUUGGUGUCGGAUGAUUUGCUGCAUAAGGGGUUGGACGAUACCGUUUUGUUACAACUUUGCCGGGUCAAGAGCGCUGGCGAAUCUCUAUCAAAACUUUGUGAUUUUGGGGAAUGCCGGGCGUUUGGGCAUCCGGAGUCAGAAGGAAAGAUUCUAGAGAUUGCAUCUCAACUUGGUAGAAAAACAGGUUUGGUGCUUGUGGAUUGCUCUGCUAGCUUUGACACUGUUGCGGUGCUAAAGCAAGCAAUGCAUAUGGGUUGUUGUGCUGUUUUGGCAAAUAAGAAGCCUCUUACAUCUUCACUGGAGGAUUUUAAGAAACUUUUCAAGUGUCCACGUCAUAUUCGGCAUGAGUCAACCGUAAGUGAUACUUAUUUCUUUCCUUAACUACACAUAUCUCUCUAGGAGCACGUAGCACCAUUAUGACAUUCGUGACAACAU
Messenger RNA from Vigna umbellata (rice bean), 760 nucleotides. NCBI's taxonomy places the organism in Eukaryota, Viridiplantae, Streptophyta, Magnoliopsida, Fabales, Fabaceae. The record is from RefSeq and is a predicted model, not a curated record.